Molecule: messenger RNA, 1836 nt
Organism: Hyphopichia burtonii NRRL Y-1933
Lineage: Eukaryota; Fungi; Ascomycota; Pichiomycetes; Serinales; Debaryomycetaceae
Exons: 3
Coding region: 1-1836 (611 amino acids)
Biological process (GO): protein phosphorylation
Molecular function (GO): protein kinase activity; ATP binding
Source: RefSeq, a predicted model, not a curated record
AUGCCUGAACCUCCUGAACCCCUGAACAAACUAAGGGCAGUAAAAGUUAACGGAGUAGUUAAAGUUGACGGAGUAGAAAUAUGUCAGCGAGAGAAGACAUUACCGCAGUGGGCAAUUCCUUUAAAUCAAUCAACUUGUACAUCAUCUACAUGUUACUAUGGCACUAAUACUGAUCCACUGGUUAAUGAAAUGGAUGAUUCGUCCUCGUCCAAAGAAUCGUUAACGGAUAAUAAGAAUGGGGUGAAUUUUGAUAUUAGUCCCUCGUCAACUCCGAAUCAAUACGGAGAUUUGCCCAAGGAUUAUAAAUUAAUGAAUUUAUUGGGAGAAGGAGCCUUUUCUAAAGUAUACAAGGCGGUGAAUGUUGUCAAAAAUGAAACCGUUGCCAUUAAGAUUAUUGACAAGGGCAAUUUGUCCACGAAACAGUUGAUGAAUAUCAAGAAUGAAAUUAACAUCAUGUCCAAAUUGAACCAUAUCAACUUGUUGAAGCUUUUGGAUUCAUUCAAUAAUGAAUCUUAUUGUUAUCUUAUAUUAGAAUACUGUGAUGGGGGUGAAAUCUUCAAUAAAAUCAUUGAAUAUACUUACUUCAGUGAAGAUUUGUCUCGUCAUGUGUUUCUUCAGUUGUUAGAUGCAAUCAACUCAUUACAUGUGAAUAAUAUAGUUCAUCGCGAUAUCAAACCGGAAAAUUUGUUGUUUCAACAGAUUCCCUUUAUGGACCGGUCCCAUCAAGAGUUUGAAUCGUGCUUGAGAGACUCGGAUGAUGAUUCGAAGGUUGAUGAAGGUAGGUUUGUUCCGGGAGUCGGUGGUGGUACCAUUGGGAUCAUUAAAUUGGCUGAUUUUGGUUUGGCCAAACAAUUGAAAACCGAUGAUGGUAAAUCAAACUUUUAUUGUAAAACUCCUUGUGGCACUGCUGGAUAUACUGCACCAGAGGUAAUCACUUGUAAUAAUGGUAAUAAUGGUAAACGAGUUUUCAAAAAUUCAAUUAGUAAAAAUAAUCAUUAUUCAAAAGCCGUUGAUAUUUGGUCUCUUGGUUGUUUCCUUUAUACCAUCUUAUGUGGAUUCCCACCAUUUUAUGAUGAUGAUCAACAUCAACUAAGUUCAAAGAUUCUAAAAGGUGAUUAUGUUUUUUUAAAACCUUGGUGGGAUGAAAUUAGUGAUGAUGUAAAAGAUUUAAUCAUGAGAAUGUUGGACAUUAAUCCAGAAUCAAGAAUUACCAUUGAAGAAAUCUAUAAUCAUCCUUGGAUUAGUCAUUCUCAAAAUUUUCUGGUUAAUGACGAUACUUACUUUAACAUUUCUUCAACUUUACAGCCUUCCAUGAUGAAUAAAACUGUUUUGGCAUCUCCUAGAGCAGAAGCAAUUAAAAAAGUAUUCAAUAAUCCAGCAAUGAGUAAUUCAACUUCGGUUCAAUUCAUUGAGAAUAUUCAAGAAUUUUCCGAUUCCGAUAAUGAAAAACAACCCGAUGAGCCUUUAAAUAAAGUCAAUUUCAAAAACGUUUUCCAAUCAAAUUCAAUCAUUGAAGAUGAAAAUAGUGAUGAAUUAACUAGUUUAAGACAAAAAAUUCAUCAUUCAAUCACUUCUUCUUCAAAUUCUUCCAUCAACUCAAUGGAUGAUGAUUAUCAAACCCGUUCAAGUUCAGUCAUAAGCGGAUUGAAUGGAGAUUUUAAAUUCACCCUUAAUUUAAACGAUUCAAACUUAUUAACUAGAAGGAAAACUUCCAUUCUGUCAAAACACAAAUCAAGAAAUACUUCUUUGGAAAAUGAUCAUCGACCAAAUGAGUAUAAUCAAUGUGGUUUGGUGGAUAACCAUUUCUUGAAAACUCCAAAUAAUGUUGUUUCUUAA